ACAGGACGUAACAACGUGGUGUCACUCCACCGCUGUCCUCUAGUCUGCAGACAACAGUCUUCAUUGUGCUCUAGAAACGGUUAACAGUUGCAGAUAUAUGAGUUGUACGAGUGGCAGCCUGUUUUGUGAGAGUAGCCAUAGCCAUGUCGACAAACAACAGUUCUACCAACCUAGUCACGGUGGUUGUUGUUCAACAGACCAACGGAACAACACGCAACAAAUACAACCCCUACAACAACAGGAAUGUAGCGCAUCCCACCACAGAUGCUGAAACCCUGAUCCAUCUGCUGAAAGGCAGUUUAGGGACAGGGAUCCUAGCAAUGCCUCAGGCCUUUGCCAACGCUGGUCUCCUGUUCGGACUGAUCGCUACGUUUUCCGUUGGCCUCAUAUCUACAUACUGUGUAAACAUUCUGGUUCAGUGUGCCCACCAGUUGUGUCAAAGGAGAAAACUUCCAUCUUUGGGGUUCGCAGAUGUAGCUGAAGUAGCAUUUCUCGAAGGUCCUCAGAAAGUUCAAAAAUUUGCAUCAACAGCAAGGUUUAUGGUGAAUACUUUUUUGGUGUUGGAUCUGCUAGGCUGCUGCUGUGUGUAUAUUGUGUUUGUUACGUCUAAUCUAAAACAGGUGUUCGACUUGUACAUCGACAGUGGCAUAGAUGUGAGGAUUUACAUGUUAUGCUGUCUUCCGCCUCUGAUCGCUAUUAACAUGAUCAGGAACCUCAAGUAUCUCGCACCCCUCUCUAUGGUAGCCAACGUGUGUAUAGCCAUGGGCAUCGCCAUCACCAUCUACUACCUCUUCCAGGAUCUGCCUCCCUUUGACAGCCGCCCUGCUUUCGCACCAGUGACCAAAUGGCCUCUCUUUUUUGGAACAGCGAUUUUCGCCCUUGAAGGAAUUGGAGUGGUGAUGCCUUUGGAAAACAACAUGAAGACACCAGAGAACUUCCUUGGAUGUCCGGGAGUUUUGAACAUUGGGAUGUUCGUCACUGUGAUGCUGUAUUCCAUACUGGGCUUCCUGGGCUACCUUCGCUUCGGAGCAGCAACUAAGGGCAGCAUCACACUCAACUUGCCUGACGAAUUAUUAGCGCAGUCAGUUAAAGUCAUGAUUGCAAUCGCCAUAUUCUUCACUUACGCGUUGCAGUUUUACGUUCCUUUGGAAAUCAUUUGGAAAGCCAGCAAACAUAGGUUCAGCAGCCAUCCUGCACUGGCAGAAUACACCAUCAGGAUAGUGUUGGUGUGUGGCUCAGUAUUCGUAGCCAUCCUGGUCCCCAACCUGGGUCCGUUCAUCUCCCUGGUUGGAGCUCUGUGUCUCUCUUUCCUGGGACUCAUGUUCCCCUCCAUCGUGGAGAUGGUCGUGUUCUGGGACGUCCCAGGAGGUUUAGGCAAAGGCUACUGGGUCAUUUGGAAGAACAUCUUCGUAAUCCUCUUCGGAUUUGUCGGAUUCCUCACCGGAUCGUACACCAGUUUGUUAGAGAUUGUAGGUUCGUAUGGAACCAGCUGAUAAUUUAGUGUGUAGAUUUUUCUCUUCCUGUGUUAUGGCCACUAAGCUUUAAGGACUACUAACUGUGGUGAAAAAUAUUUUUUUAUAAUGAUAUUUUCAUUCUAAUGGAAGUAAGUAUUCUUGGUUACAUUCAUCUCGAGUUUUGACUAAGGGUAAUUAGUUCUUAAAAUGAAAGUGACAUUAUUUUAUCAUAGUAUUCUAUUUAUGUGAGCAUAAUGAGAAUUCCAGCAAAGCUUAACCAUGAUGAUUUUAAAAGGCUGGUAUUUAUUUACCAACCAGUUUAUACCAACCAAAUUGUUGUGGUUGCUCUGAUCUGAUUACACUGGCCAUCUUACAACCAGUUUGAACUACCAUUAUCAUUAUCAACAAAUUUGAUGAUUUUAUUUUCUAGCAAAUAAACCACCAUGUUAAGGUGUCAUUAUAAAUUGAAAUUACAAGAUAUAAAAAUACUCAAAACAAAUUCAGGUUACACAAUCAUAUAAAAAAGAAAACUGUACAUUUACCCGAUCAUGCAAAUGAAUAACAAAUAUAUAAAAGCUGUACAAAAACCUAAAUGUUUAAUUUAUUAUAAAUGUUCUAUCCUCAAGCGUACAAGUGUUAUUGUUACCAAUAAAAUUAAUAAGCUAUUGUUAAGAUUAAUGUUCCUUGAAAUGUAAAUUACGUAUUUAUCACCUAUAUAUUAAACUUUAGUUAUAAUUUUACUUUUUCACUGACAAACACAAUUUGAAAUGAAUACCUUAAAAAAUGCAUUAUGAGUAACUUAACCCAUAUUUUUUAGUUGUAUUUAACCUUUUCAGAAGUUAGGUGAGGUGGGAAAUGAGAUACAAAUCAUAUGUAAUAGUAUAUUUUAUCACUAGGGCGUAAAGUGACUCUUUUCGACCUGAGCUCAAGUUUUAAGAUCGAGGUUGGAAAAUGAGCAAGGGCAAAGACACUUUUUGUCGGUCUUAUGAACUAUAUUUUUUGUAAUACUGCACCAAUUUUCUAACUGAGUUGCAAAAAAAUUUUCAUGUAAAGAUAACCUCUCAAAACAACAUCUAACUUGUUUUCAAUUUUACUAAUGCAAAAAAGCAGCUGUAUAGAUAUUUGUUCAGUUAUUUUGUCAAAAACGAUUGUGUUAGUGAACAUUAUACGAUCUAUAUGUCACACUAUUGACAAGAAUGCAACAAUAAAGCUACAACCAAUUAAAACAAUUAAUUAUUGAUACAUGCGAUUGUUUACUAUCGAAAUUUACAACCGAGUUAACAACAACUGACUUUUACCCCCUAGGAACUAAAAACGCUUUUUACUCCCUAUGGAGAAAAGAGCUGCUUUAGACCCCGCAAGCAUGUAUUAAAAACAGCUGUUUUUGUUCCAGUAUGACGAAAAAUUAUAUAAAGUUUGUGUUAUAUUUAUCUAAUGUGAUUUUAUCAUAGACUAACACAGCAAGGCCCCACUAGGAAAACAGGCCAUGCUGCAGGAUCCAUGACGUCACACUAGUGUAUAGAUUUCAUUGAUAAAUUCAUUGCCAUCGCCAUUCCCAUAUGUUUUAGGUAAAUAAACAAGCUGGUUGUUUGUAAGAUUUUAAUGGUAAGAGUUUAGUACAACUAUCCACCACUGUGACGUAGCAUUGCACUGCCCGUGCUGCAGCAUGACCUGUUUUUCUAGUGGGGCAUUGAACACAGUCGAAUGUUAGUUUUAUGUCAUAGAUAUUAUCACAUGUGUACAUAAUAUAGUUGUUAUCUAUUGUAAAUAAUGUUAAGCUGUAAAACAGUUGAUUGGAAAUAAACUACAGUCAAUGAUAAAAUAAAUAUUUGUUGUUUUUUUUCAAAAUUUUACAAAAAUAAAUUUGUUGCCAUUAUUUAUAAUAAUGUUUAUGAUAAGAAUUAGUAAAUUGAUUACACUUUAUACUCCUAUAUGGAGGAAUAUAUUAUUUUUGAAAUUGUCACAACCAUUGUAAAUAGGGUUAAUGUAUUAAGAGGUUUACUUUAAAUGUAUUUUUAAUAAAUGCUUUUUGUACACUUUUCUUUCUUUUUAUUGUAUUAUGCCUUCUAUAAAACGCCUCAUAUAGAACCAUAAGUAAGUGUAAAAUUGUUUUGGUGAUAUUUUAGUUAUAGAUAAUAUUUAAAUCUUG
Macrosteles quadrilineatus (aster leafhopper) is the source of this 3603-nucleotide messenger RNA. RefSeq names its product proton-coupled amino acid transporter-like protein pathetic. Gene Ontology annotation, cellular component: vacuolar membrane. Gene Ontology annotation, molecular function: amino acid transmembrane transporter activity. The record is from RefSeq and is a predicted model, not a curated record. Lineage: Eukaryota; Metazoa; Arthropoda; Insecta; Hemiptera; Cicadellidae. The transcript has 9 exons. The coding region runs from base 144 to 1493 and encodes 449 amino acids. Gene Ontology annotation, biological process: amino acid transmembrane transport.